This is a messenger RNA of Diospyros lotus (date-plum), 2240 nucleotides long. RefSeq lists its product as uncharacterized. The record is from RefSeq and is a predicted model, not a curated record. Gene Ontology annotation, biological process: positive regulation of growth. The transcript has 2 exons. NCBI's taxonomy places the organism in Eukaryota, Viridiplantae, Streptophyta, Magnoliopsida, Ericales, Ebenaceae. Bases 198 to 1928 code for a protein of 576 amino acids.
GUGCGCACACUAUAAACAUCCUCCGCCUUCGAUCUUGACUCUCCCAUUUCUCUCUCUAUCUCUGAAAUCUGAAAUUCCUGCGGCCUCAGAUGUCAAUGUUGCUUCCCAAAAGCGCAACGCUUUACUCUUCUUCAAAUCAAAGGAACUGCAAUAUCUGUUGAGAGUUUCAAUUAUAUUUAAGUGGUAUUUUUAGGAUAAUGGGGGGUGAGACUGUGACGGAAUCAUGGUUUAGUAGUUUGUGGAGAGCUUCGCGUAAGAGCAUAGGGUCAGAACCUGAAAAGGCUGUGAUUGGAAUUCUGGCAUUUGAAGUUGCAAGUAUCAUGGCUAACGUGGUUAGUCUGUGGCAGUGUCUAAGUGACAGGCAGUUUGUUAGGUUGAAGGAAGAGAUAGUGAACUCACUUGGUAUUGGAAAGCUUGUUUCUGAGGAUAGUGAUUAUCUAAUGGAUCUUGCAUUCACCGAGAUAAUUGAAAAUGUUGGAUGUGUGGCAAAAUCAGUUGCAAGAUUUGGAAAAAGGUGCACAGACCCCGUAUAUCUCCGUCUUGAUCAUGUUUUUGAUGACCCAAAUGAGGUUGAUGUAAAAUGGCAUGGAUGGGAAUACAAGUUGAAGAAGAUGGAGAAGAAAGUUAAGAAAAUGGAAAGAUUUGUUGCGGUGACUGCGCAGCUGUAUCAAGAGGUGGAAGUGUUGGCUGAGCUCGAGCAGAAUUUUAGGAGAUUGCGUGGCAAUGUUGAUAUAGGUCAGGUGAAAUUAUUUGAGUUUCAGCAGAAGGUUAUGAGGCAGCGGCAGGAAGUGAAAACUCUGCGGGAAAUGUCUCCAUGGGUUAGGACAUAUGACUACAUAGUUCGGCUUCUAUUAAGAUCCCUCAUCACGGUAGUCAAGAGGAUCAAACAUGUAUUUGAAAUUAACCAAGUGGCAUCUGUUGAAGAAAACAGUAACUCUGAACAUAUAAAUGCCGCUGAUUGUCUUGUUCGCAGCCAUUCCAUGUCCACUUAUUCGCACGCUUCAGUUAAUCCACCUAAGGGUAGCCUGUCUAGCUUGCAUUCUGGGCCUCUAGGUAGGUCAGUUUCCAAUCUGGGGCUGGGUGGUAGUAAGAUUAGAUCAAAGAAGAAGCAGUCUCAAGCUCACCGCCAAUCACUGGCCCUUCAUGGUAAUCCCUCCUUACUGAGAUCUAGGGGAUUGGCUCACGUUGGACCUUUUAAAGGAUGCAUGACAGCUGGAGGUGAGUCUCCUAUUCUACAGAGUUUCAUGCCUACAAGUACCGACUCUUUAAGAUCAGCCAAUGCUUUGUCAAAUGAUAUCAACAAAACUAAAGACUGCAACUUGUUGCCUCUUUCUUCCAAUAAUGUGGUUCAUACUAAAUUAUCGCCUUUCAUCACCAAGCGGAAAUCACUGAAUGCGCCUCCAUGCACCCUUGGUGCUGCUGCUUUAGCUCUACAAUAUGCAAACGUUAUCAUUUUGAUAGAGAAGCUGGCUUCAGCUCCUCACUUGAUCAGCCUGGACGCAAGAGAUGACCUAUAUAAUAUGUUACCCACAGGCAUCAGAGCCUCCCUACGGGAAAAGCUGAAGUUUGUUGCCAAAACUUCAACUUUAUCUAUCUACAAUACUGCCCUUGCAGCGGACUGGAGUUUGGCAUUGGCAAGCAUAUUAGGAUGGCUUGCCCCGCUUGCCCAUAGCACGAUAAGGUGGCAUUCUGAGCGGAAUUUUGAGAAGCAGCACAUGGUUCCUGGGACAAACAUUCUUCUAGUCCAGACCCUUCACUUCGCAAAUCUAGCAAAGACAGAAGCUGCAAUCCUAGAACUCCUCAUGGGUCUGAAUUACCUGUCAAGGUUUGGAAGGGGCACCGAAGAGAAGGCUCUCAUGGAAUCUGUCAGUGGAAGAGUUUGUGAUGAUUAUAUGCAUCAAAGGGAUAACAUGGUAUACAGUAUGUGAUGAAGGGGAAGACGGUUUCUUAGUACAUGACAACUGAUGGAGUGGAGGCAGAGAGGUCAAUUGCGCAAAGCAUAGAUUUUACGCUUCCAAAUUCUUGCGAGUGACAAGGCGUUUGGCCAUUAAUUAAGGUAAAUUCUAUCUUCUUUUGGAAUUAGCCGCCAUUGAGUUGGCUUGAUUAGUUGACAUAUAGAUUUUGUUUACGUAAUAGAUUAAUUCAGAAGGUUUCACAGCCAUUUCCUUGUAAAUUGUAUUUACUUCAUAUUGUGCCAUUAAGAUUUCUGAAGUAUAUGGAAGCAUAUGCUGGUUCUAUAA